Messenger RNA from Adelges cooleyi (spruce gall adelgid), 3694 nucleotides. RefSeq names its product UDP-glycosyltransferase UGT5-like. The record is from RefSeq and is a predicted model, not a curated record. Bases 309 to 1847 code for a protein of 512 amino acids. NCBI's taxonomy places the organism in Eukaryota, Metazoa, Arthropoda, Insecta, Hemiptera, Adelgidae. Gene Ontology annotation, molecular function: UDP-glycosyltransferase activity. The transcript is spliced from 4 exons.
UAUAGUUGUAGACAGGAAUGCUGUGAGUAUUGUGUAGCAACUGGUCGCCACACACUAUAACCAACACUAUUGAUUAGCUAGUCUGCUUAUGUCUGUAGUUCGACAGAUAGUGGUAUAUUAUUGUCAUAAUAAGAAGAAUUAAAUAUCAUGAUAAUCGGGUGUGUCGAUUUUGAAAUUAUUUUUAAACGUAUUAUUACAUAAUAUUAUGUUGUGAUGUGUGUUCAGUAAAAUACAAAUUUUAAACAUUCUUGGUGUAUCGUUUGUGUAUUAUUUUAAAAAUAUUCUUCUUCGUUUUUCAAUUAACAAAAAUGCAGUUUUUGUUUUGUUUUGUUUUGAUUAUUUUGUUUUUACACGAAUGUCUAUCAUUCAACGUACUGGCUUUUUUACCAACAAAAGCGCGUAGUCAUUAUGCUGCAUUCGAACCUUUACUAAAAGAACUAGCAGUUAGAGGACAUAAUGUUACUGUAUUAUCUCCAUUUCCACUGGAAAAUCCGCCGGCGACUUAUCAUCAUUUGCAAGUAGAACUUGAUGUUGACGAUUCAAUUGUAAAUCCAUUAAAUGCGGCCAAAACCAUCAAUACAUUAUUAAUUCCAUUUAAGACGUGGUCUAAAUGGCCGAGGUUCACGGAGAAAGUCAUCAGUAAACCUUCAGUACAAAAUCUGAUUCACUCAAAGGAUUUAAAUUUUGAUCUAGUUAUAUUUGAGAACUUCAACCACGAGUGUUUUGUUACUAUGGGACACAAAUUUCAAGCACCUGUUGUACAGAUUAUUCCAGCUGUCCCCAACGCUGGUACUGCACGAUGGCACGGCAAUCCAUACAUCGGAUCUUAUAUACCAGAAAUACUUUCUGGAUUAAGUGAUCAUAUGACGUUCGCGGAACGGUUGACGAAUACUGUCUUAACAUUAAUGCACACAACUCUGAGUUCAAUAUUUUAUCUACCCAAGCAGAGGGAUCUCAUGGACAAAUAUUUUAACUACACUGGAUGGGAAACGCGACCAUCAAUGGAUAGUAUGCUUAAAAAUGUAUCUUUAACUUUAUUAAAUACCCAUUUCUCCGUUGGAAUACCUAGACCGCUCGUGCCCACUUACGUAGACGUUGCAGGUAUGCAUCUUAAAUCGGCUUCUUCUCUUCCAAAGGAUUUGCAAGAUAUUAUGGAUAACUCCCCCGAAGGAGUCAUAUACUUUAGUUUUGGUUCAUUGAUAAGACUCUCUCAAUUACCAAAAGAUGAGUUGGAAAUAUUUAUUCGACAGUUUAGUUCAAUUAAACAGAAAGUAUUAUGGAAAUGGGAAUCAGAUGAACAUCCGAACUUUCCUCAAAAUGUAAUUACAAGAAAAUGGUUUCCACAAGCUGAUAUUUUAAGUCAUCCGAACUGUAUACUAUUUAUUACUCAUGGUGGAAUACACAGUACUGAAGAAGCCAUUUAUUUCGGUGUACCAAUGUUAGCCAUAUCAUUAUUUGGAGAUCAGUUGCAUAAUUCAUUAGUAAUGCAAGACAGGGGAGCUGCAAUACGUAUUAAAUAUUCUGAAUUUACUGAACAGAUAUUUGCAGACAGCUUGAAUAAAAUGCUGAACAACAAGUUAUACAAAGACAACGCAAUGAGACUGUCAAGCAUUUUUCACGAUCAACCGUUUAAGUCAUUGGAAAAAGCAAUAUACUGGAUCGAGUAUAUUGUACGACACAAUGGCGCUUAUCACUUAAAAAGUGAAGCGAGUGAAUUAAUCUGGUAUGAAUUCCUAUUGCUUGAUGGCUUGUUCCUAGUGAUCAUUGUUAGAAUAAUUAUUACUGUUCUAAUGUGGAAAGUAGGGAAAAAAUUAAUAAAUAAAUUUUGGAAAAAAAAAACGGACUAAAAUAAAAAAUUGAUGUACUGAUGUUAUUUGAUUUUUUAAGAAUGUUAACUUUAUUUUUUAUACUAUUGAAGAAACAUUUUUUUUUCAUUAUUUAAUUUGAUAAAAGAAAUUGUAUAUAACUUUUAAGAAAUAGUGUUGUAUUCGAGAAGAUUACCUUCUGAAGAUACAGAAAUGUACUUUCAUCAUCUAUGUUUUUUAAAAUGCUCUAUUUUAUUAUUGGGCUGAAAAAGACAUUUUUAUUUUAUUACUAAAUGUAUUAAUUGUAAGAUUAAUAGGUAUAAUUGUAUCAUAUUUAAGGGAUACCAACAUUUUUUGAUGACGGUGUCCUUUUUGGGCCUAAAUUCGGCUGUGUUGUUUCUGCUUUAUAUUGUCUGACAUUAUAAAAAAAAAUAUUAUAUAAUAUUAUUAAUUAUAAUUAAUAAAACCUAUUGUAGUUGUCAGGAUGGAAGGGACGGUUUAAAAUACAUUUAUAUAUUUUUCUUUUGAUUCUUUUUGAUUCUUUUUACCCCAUAAUUCAUAAUGAUUUAAUUUUGGUUUUAAUAUUAAUGGAUGGAAUAAUUGUUUUUUUUAAUUCGAAUAUUGUAGUUAAUAAUAUCUAUUGUGGUAUUUUUUAAAUGAUAUUCGUUUGGUUGUUUCUUGUUACACAGCUAAAUAUUUUAUGUGCUUUAAAAAUAUAUUAAUUAACUUAAAUAUUUUUUAUUAUAUUUGUCAUCGUUGCUAUCAUUUUUGGGUUAGGUUAAAAUAUAUUUUGUCACAGCCUUCAGGUUAGGGUACCUUAUCCAGUUUAAAAGUAUACAAUUUAAUGUACUCGAGCAUGCAAUGAGAUAAGGUAUAAAGGUCACCAAUAUUUAUUGCGUUGUUACCUAUAGAAAUAAUAAUAAUAAUAAUAAACACAGAAAAUUAAACUUAUAAAUUAGUAACCGACGCCGCGCCGAUAUUAUUUAAUUUAGUUAUUCUACCAAUUAAAUUAAAUGACUUGAUCGAUAACUUGGCUAAUUGCUUUGAAACUUAAAAUAUAUUACAACUAUUUACUAUAUUUCAAUAUAAUAAAAAAUUAAUAUUUUUGUUAGAGUAAAUUUGUUAAAUUCCAAACAAUUACCUAGCUUCCGACUAUUCCAGUUUUAAUUCGUCGAGAAUCCUCUUCCACCAGUAAGACUUUUCCCCUUCAUUUUAAAUCUACAUAUCAUGUACAAUUUUUAAAUACUAACUUAAGGUUUUUUUAUUAAAAAUAAUGAGUUAAUCUUAAUAUAAGAGUGUUAGACUUGUGUAUAAUUUUGUUAAUUAUUUGUAUAUUGCUUUAAAUAUUAAGUAUCUGGUAUGAUGAUCAUUAUCUUAUUAAUACUAAUUUUAGAUAAAAUGUGUAGAUAUAUUUAUUAAUUAAAAAUGUUCGAUGAAAAAUGUAUUGAAAUUUCUAAAGCGAAUGAAAAAAUCUAAAAAAUUCAAAAACAAAAAAUUGAAUUUCAUAAGUUAUAAACACAUUUUUGUUUGUACUUUAUUUCAAUUUACUAUAAUAUAACUAUGUACAAUCAUACAAAUUACCAUAUUAUAUAAUUUAUUAAUUAAUAAAUAAUAUUGCAUUUUUCAAAACUUAAAAAAUGUAAUUUAAAUUAUUUUUUUGUAAACCGGGGUUUUGAAAGUGACACCCCUACAGGCUUUAUUUGAAUUUAUUAACAAUUAUGUUAUGAAUGAUGUUAUAAAUAUUUACUAUGAUGUAGAAGUGUAAAACGUAUUUAUAAAGUAGGUUUUAGUUUCAGUACUUAUGGAAUGUAUGUUUAACAAAUAAAAUUACUUGAUCAACGCUAGGAUUCAUUGACUUCCGUAAACACCUAGAGUGCGCUAUAUGUAUA